Zootermopsis nevadensis is the source of this 2967-nucleotide messenger RNA. NCBI's taxonomy places the organism in Eukaryota, Metazoa, Arthropoda, Insecta, Blattodea, Termopsidae. The record is from RefSeq and is a predicted model, not a curated record.
AUUUAAUUAAUAUAUACUAUGUUGUUGCAGCUAUUUAAAUAAGAAUUUUCACUUUCAGUAAAUUUGCCUACAGAGUAGAUGGUUUGAGAUAGAAGAUAAUCCUUUAAUGGUAGCUUAGACACUUACAUAUGAUGAUAUAAACUUUUAAUUCUAGAGUAAGGAAUAUUGCCUAACUUGAUCCCCACAUAGUAGCAUCUUUCUGACAGCUAGUGAGGUUAGUAUUCAGCAUAAUGAAGUCAUGUUUAUGUCUCAUAUUAAAAUUGUGUAUGUCAAAAUUUGUUUGUGAACUCCCCGUAUGGCCCACAACAAAUGGCAGUAGAGAGAAUGUUGAGGCAGGUAGUAAGAAUUACCUGGCAGCGAUGUGUAGAGAGAAUGAACAUCCAGAAACAGAGCCUCCAUAAUGUUCAAUCCCAACCAUUGGAAAGAGAAUUUGAAGAAAUACAGAUUCCAGUUCCAUGGGGUCAUAUAUCAGGAAAGUGUUGGGGUUCUCUAAAUGCAAAACCAGUUCUGUGCCUUCAUGGAUAUCAAGAUAAUGCUGGUACGUGGGACACCUUAGCACCCCUACUUCCACAUGAUAUUAGUCUGCUGGCAGUAGAUUUACCAGGGCAUGGACUAUCUUCACACAUACCUACUGGAAAUGCAUACCAUUUGUUAGAUUUUGUUUUGGCCAUCCAGCGUAUUGUUAAUCAUUAUGGAUGGAAAAAAAUUUCUCUGAUGGGUCAUUCAUUUGGAAGUAUUUCAGGAUUUGUAUACUCAGCCCUGUAUCCAGAACAAGUAGAGCAUUUCAUUGCCUUGGAUACAAUUAAACGUUUUAAUACCGAUCCUGCAAGGAAACUAAAAAAUCAUGGGGAGAUUUUAGAUAAAUUCCUUCACUUAGAUUCUCUAGACCCAAAGAGUAGUCCAUCUUACAUAUACGAGGAUGCAGUUGAACACUUACACAAAAGCAUGGAGAAAUGCACAACAAAAGGAGGAUGUGAAAUUCUGUCACGAAGGGGAACCAUUAAAAUGACUGAUGGGAGUUACUCCUUCAGUAGAGAUGCUCGUCUCAAAGCUAGUGUUGAUUUGUCAUAUACUUGGCAGUAUGUUCUUCAGUUUGCAGCUAAUGUAAAAUGUAAAGUUCUGCAUAUACAAGCUCUUCAAGGUCUAACAUUGGAAAAACCUGAAGAAAUGGAUGAAUUUCUUGAUGUACUUAAAAAAUCAGCAGCACUGUAUGAAUCCCAUACAGUUGAAGGUAGACAUUAUGUUCAUUUAGAUUUCCCAGAACGAGUAGCUCCUAUAAUUUCAGAUUUUUUGAAACAGAAAUGACUUAACAUAAUAGUUGAAAAGUAAUGCUUACUUUCUACUCAUUUGCAGCUGGAUUGUGAAGUGAAGAAAAUAAUGUGUUUUCAUUACAGCACUUAAGUCUUUUAAAUUGUUCUUGGUUUGAGAAAAUAUUGGCUUCCACAACUGAAUAGAUAGUUUGAGAUACAUGCAUUUGUGCUUGUGCAUAUGCCAUAUAGUCUGGUAGGUGUCCGCCAGACUACACAGCGCAACAACCUAGAAGACAGCAAUCUUCAAACUCUGCUGUGAAAACCUCAAAUCUUAGCCUGGUUGCUGUUAAUAUAUGAGAACAUCAUAAAACCCUUAAUGUGGAAAACCCAAGUACCAGCAAGCUUCUCAUCACAUUCUGAAAUGUACAGUGUAAAAUAUGCAUUAUUUUAUUGUUAUUAUUUAGUUCAUAGUGCAAAAGAGCAAAAUAUUUUAAUAUUUUGGAAACCAAACAUCAGUAGUCUUUCAAAGUAAAAUAACUUGGAGUGUGUCAUCUCAAAAAUAGACAUGGAAAAUGACAAGCAUAUGUUGUAGAUAACAAAAAUCUAGAAAAAUUAUUCCCAUUGUUCAGUCUGUUUAGCUCUUUAAAGCUGAGAAGUAUCUAUAUGUACUGUAAACCUUGACAAUCAGUACAGCUUGGUUUUGUAUGUUUUUCACCAUAAAUUUGAGUUACUAGAGCAAAGCGCUCCUUUUGUCUAUCAAGGUCAUUCAGCAAAAAAGUGUAAGAUCAAUAUCAACAAAUCGACAACAAUGGUUACUUAGGAAAAGUCAUCGGUUUACUCGGCAUACAAUGAAAGGAAGGGGGUUGGUUGUGUUUUAAAAUCUUGAGUAAGAAACUAAACUAAGCCCCCCGAAUGGAGGGUUAAAACACUUGACCAACCCCCUUUCAGGGGGGUUGGUCAAGUUUUUAAAACGCAACCAACGCCUUUUAAAAUCUUGAGUAAGGAACUAAACUAUACCAACACAACAAUGCCGAGUAAACAAAUAACAUAACAUUGUUUGAUGACUUAAUUGUUUGGCUACAAAUUGUAUGACGACGACGACAAAUCACAAAUUUUUAUAGUAAGAAAGAAGAUUCCCUUAAACAGCAAAUUCAGAUACUCAAAAUUCUUCCUUUGCAUUUAUUUAUGGCUGUGCUGAUAAUGGCAAUUUACUGUUGUGUGAUAAAGGUGGCAUGAUUAUAUGUAAAAUAUUUGAAUUGUUAAAAUGAGAAUAGUGACAUUUGUGCACAAUGUGCUGUUAAAAUAUAUAGUUACAUUCAGCCAGUAGUUGUAGAGAAAAAUCACAUAUCAUGGUAUGUAGAAACUUGCAGGUAUUGGGAGUUAUUGGAGCAUAGAAAAUGCUCACAUGCUGGGAAUAAACAUUCAGACUUUCUAGAUAUUUGUAAUUUAAUGUCUGGUAGUUGCAUUUAUUAUGAGGUAUUCUGUACUAUAUCUGAGGGGAGAAAUAAGUAGAAUAGCAAAUUCCUGAAGCUAUUGUCAUUCAAAUUCUUGGUUCCACGGAAUGUGUAUUGUUAUGUAAGAGUUCCUGUUGUUAAGUACAACUUUGUAAUAACUGUGGAAUGUUUCACAGAAAAUAAAAUGGUGUAUUUAAGAAACCUUUGAUAAGCAAUGUGUACUACCCGUGGAGAUGUUUCAUAAUUUAAAGUUGUAUAUGUUA